This is a messenger RNA of Parastagonospora nodorum SN15, 2076 nucleotides long. RefSeq lists its product as hypothetical. The coding region runs from base 253 to 2076 and encodes 607 amino acids. Gene Ontology annotation, cellular component: cytoplasm. The record is from RefSeq and is a predicted model, not a curated record. The transcript has a single exon. Lineage: Eukaryota; Fungi; Ascomycota; Dothideomycetes; Pleosporales; Phaeosphaeriaceae.
CCACGCACAUAUACCCAGCAGCACCCGUCUGCUCGAGCCUGUUGCUGCUCGCUGCCCUACGCGAUACAUUCGCCGCCUCCAGCCACGACCGCGCACUCCCGCUCUCCGCCACCGCUCGCUUGCAAUUGAUCGGCGAGCGCAUGUCUCAUUCUUGACUGAAGACUCACCGCACUGUCUCGCAGCUAUAAGACCGUGCAACACCACCCCGCCCGCACCUUCCCCAACCCCCCCAAAACCCCCAAAACCCCAACUAUGGAUGAACCCCUACCCGACCAUUUCAAAGCACUGGGCGUCGAGAAGACCGCCGAUGCCUCAGCCAUCAAGAAGGCGCAUCGCCUGCUGGUGCUCCACUGCCAUCCCGACAAGGUCACCUCGACGGAUCCCGCAGUGAGGCAAGAGAAGGCCGAGCUGUUCCACAAGAUCCAGAAGGCCUACGAAGUGCUCAUCGACGAGACCGAGCGCGCCAAGUACGAAGCCAGCAUCACCCUCGAAGCCCUGCGAAGAGAGAAGCUCGCACGAGGAGGCGCCACCGCAAGCCGCGAGAAGGCGACGCGAUUCGAGUCCCGCCCGUCCGCCAACACGUCCAGCAACCGCUAUGCCACCGAGGAGCGCAGACCGACGGCCGCCUACGCCGACGACGACAAGUACUACGACGACCGUGACCGCGAGCGUGCACGUGCGAGCACCCGCAGCAAGUAUGAAACAUACUCUGCAUACCCUCCCAAGACUGGCUCAACCCCACGGACCGAGAAGGAGUCAUCGAGGACCACCAAAGCCACCGCCGACCGGACGCGAUCUGACCGCACCAAGACGCGUGACAAGGAAGAUCGCCGCAACCACAAGUUCGUCUCUGUCGAGAGCGAGUCGUCGUCCGCAGAUGAGAAGGCACGCUACGAAGCAGGCUACAAGCGCCGCAGCCAGGAAGAGGAGGUGCGACGACAGAGUGCCGACACCCGCCGCAAGCCUGACGAGCGACGCUCAUACGAGGACCCGCGCUACGAGACUCCGAGCGCCCGCAAGAUGAGCACACAGGCCGAAGAGGCCAUCCGCUACCUGCAUAAGUCGCGCGAACAGGUCCAAGCUGAGAUGCGUCCCACCAUGGACCGGACGACAUCGCGAGACUACUACGAGGGUAGUCGCUCAUCACGCCCCAAGGAAUCACGCCCCGAGCCCGUGCGCAGGUCCUCUGCCCGACCCAAGGAGCGGACAACCUCAGGCCGCGAACGAGAAGGCCGAGACCGUGACCGUGCCUUCCCUGAAAUUGUCGAUUGGGACGGUGACGAGAGCUCAUCGAGGCGGAUGCCUCCUCCGUUGAAGCAACACACCUCUUCGCCUGCAAAGAUCGAAGUUCCGCGCGCUACGCCGGAACGCCGCUACACUGAGGCUCCGUCCCGUGACAAGCAUGCCUCGACUUCGCCACCCCCAGCCUUCCACCGUUCGCAAACCAUGCCAUCAACGGUGCCGCAUGCAUCUUCGCGCAGCAAACCCGCCUCGGUCCCGCGCCCCUCUGGACUGCGAGAAACCAUGACUCCCGAGCACAGCAGCCCGGAGGCAUACCCAUCUGUACCGCCACCCCAGCCUACCUCUGCCAGUAAGACCAAGUACUACCACUACCCCACACCAAACGGCAGCGUCCCUCUCCGCCAAGACGACCUUCUUGCAGGCAGCCACCGCACCGUCCUCCGCGAGCCGCCAAGCAGCCAACGCCACCGCUCGCCAGAAGCAAUUCCCCUUGGUCGCCCCCCGAUCGGCGCCAACCGCCCCUCGGAAGCCAACAUUUCCAAGACAUCCAUGCCACCGCCACCCAUGGGUCGCUCCAGCUCCUCGCCCAUCCGCGAAGAGCAGCGCGGCCGCUCCGGACGCCCUCUGUACGGCGAAAUGCGCAGUGACUCAUACGCCUCGCAACAGCGACCUCGCCCCGUUCGCCAGUCGAGUUUCAACCCCAAUGAAGUGCAGUACGCGCCCAAGUACGGCCCUGAAGAUGUCAGAUGGGCGCCUCGCGGCCGCGAGAACGAGCGCAGCGAUUACGGCCCGAGUAAGCCCACGUUGGGCAGGACUGCUACGUAUGUUUACUAG